CGUGGCAGCAAGGAUAAUUCAAAUUUAUUUACCAGGAUAAUUCGAAAAUAUAUCAAAAAAGGUAAUCAAAAACCAUGCAAUUUUAAAUGUGUUGCAGCGAAAAUAAUAUGAAAUAUCAACAAGUACACGUAAAUAUUUGGAAAAUGUUUUACACGGCUGGAACUUAUUUAAUCUUGGCUGCGGCCGUAUGGCUUUUAUUAAAAUUAAUACAAGCAUGUUUUUGGUUACCAAAUACUUUGAAAAAACAACGUGCUGAUAUGGAAGCCAUGAUGAAUAAUUUACCGAAAGAGUAUCGUGAUAUGGCCAAAGAAAUUCAAGCGGAAAUGGAGGAGAAAGAGAAAAAUGGCGAGAAUAUGAUUGAAGAAUUAUCAUCGGACAAUGAAGACGAACCGAAAAAAGUCAAAUGAAUUCUUUUUUUAAAUUAUAUAGUUCAAAUCGUCGGAUAAUCGGAGCUAAAAUUUAUGAAAUUUUAUUUCGUAUCAAUGAUUGGGUAUCGACGCAUAAAUUUUAUAUAAAUGGGCACUUGCUAAUAUAUAUAAUUAUUUACAAAUUAUAUAGACUCAUACAAUUUUUUACAAAUCGAUAAAAUACUUCAUCGAUAAAAAACAAUUCGAAUUAAAUUCUUUGAUGUAUAAUAUGUUCCUUAUAAGCACUUUAAUUAUGAAUAAAUUAUUUCGCUUAG
This is a messenger RNA of Chrysoperla carnea, 682 nucleotides long. RefSeq lists its product as uncharacterized. NCBI's taxonomy places the organism in Eukaryota, Metazoa, Arthropoda, Insecta, Neuroptera, Chrysopidae. The record is from RefSeq and is a predicted model, not a curated record. The transcript has a single exon. Bases 87 to 407 code for a protein of 106 amino acids.